CUCCUGCCCUCACUCCUGUCUCUCUCCUCAGGGGAGCCUGUCUGUGUCCGAAAUGAGCCGCUCCUCUUACGCCUCCUCCCAGUCCUCCUCGUACCGCCGUGCUUUUGGUGGCCCUGGUUUCAUCAGCCCACCCAUGUCCCGGGCCAUGUUCAGCCGCUCCUCGCUGGGUGGCUCUGGGGGCUCCCAUGUCAGCUCCCGGGUCUACGAGGUGACCAAGACGGCCUCAAGCUCUCCUGGCUACUCCGGCUACCGCGCCUCCACCUACGCCCUCCCUAGCCUGUCAGCGGGCGUAUCCCGCUCAUACGCAUCCGGUCUGGGUGAGACACUGGACUUCAACCUGGCCGAUGCCCUCAACCAAGAGUUCCUGCAGACGCGCACCAAUGAGAAGGCUGAGCUGCAGCACCUGAAUGACCGCUUCGCCAGCUACAUCGAGAAGGUGCGCUUUCUUGAGCAGCAGAACCAGGCCCUGGUGGUGGAGGUGGAGCGAAUGAGGGGCCGCGAACCCACCCGCAUCGCCGACCUCUAUGAAGAGGAGAUGAGGGAGUUGAGACGGCAGGUGGAGGUCGUCACCAACCAGAGGUCCCGUGUGGAGGUGGAACGCGACAACCUGGCCGACGACCUGCAAAAGCUUAAGCUCAGGCUCCAGGAUGAGAUCGCACAAAGAGAGGAGGCUGAGAACAACCUUGCAGCUUUCAGAGCUGAUGUGGAUGCUGCCACACUGGCCCGCCUGGACCUGGAGAGGCGCAUAGAAACUCUGCAAGAGGAAAUCGCCUUCCUCAAGAAGAUCCACGAAGAGGAGAUCCGCGAGCUGCAGGCUCAGAUGCAGGAGACUCAGGUGCAGAUCCAGAUGGAUCUGUCCAAGCCGGACCUGACAGGCGCGCUGAGAGACAUCCGCACUCAGUACGAAGCCAUCGCUGCCAAAAACAUCGCAGAGGCCGAGGACUGGUACAAGUCUAAGGUGUCAGACCUGAACCAAGCAGUGACCAAGAACAAUGAGGCACUGAAACAGGCCAAGCUGGAGACCAUGGAGUUCAGACACCAGAUUCAGUCCUACACUUGCGAGAUUGACUCGCUGAAGGGCACUAACGAGUCUCUGAUGAGGCAGAUGAGGGACAUGGAGGACCGCCAUGGGCGCGAGGCCUCCGGCUUCCAGGACACCAUUGCCAGACUGGAGGCUGAGAUUGCCAACAUGAAGGAUGAGAUGGCCCGCCACUUGCGCGAGUAUCAGGACCUGCUCAACGUCAAGAUGGCCCUCGAUGUGGAGAUCGCCACCUACAGGAAACUGCUGGAGGGAGAGGAGAGCAGGAUCACGCUGCCCAUGCAGACCUACUCCACCAUAAGCUUUAGAGAGACCAGCCCAGAGCACCAACAAAGAGCCUCUGAAACGCACUCAAAGAAAACAGUCCUCAUCAAGACCAUCGAGACCCGGGACGGAGAGGUGGUGAGUGAAUCCACACAGCACCAGCAGGACAUCAUGUAGACCUCCGAAAAGGAAGCUAAACCACAGCAACAAACCAUGAGGAGUUUCAAUAAAACCAUUAGGCUAAGCCUUCA
Pygocentrus nattereri (red-bellied piranha) is the source of this 1554-nucleotide messenger RNA. It is a transcript of the gene desmb, whose product is annotated as desmin b. Gene Ontology annotation, cellular component: intermediate filament; sarcolemma; cell-cell junction. The record is from RefSeq and is a predicted model, not a curated record. The transcript is spliced from 9 exons. The coding region runs from base 53 to 1480 and encodes 475 amino acids. NCBI's taxonomy places the organism in Eukaryota, Metazoa, Chordata, Actinopteri, Characiformes, Serrasalmidae. Gene Ontology annotation, biological process: skeletal muscle organ development.